This is a messenger RNA of Pogonomyrmex barbatus (red harvester ant), 2938 nucleotides long. It is a transcript of the gene HPS1, whose product is annotated as Hermansky-Pudlak syndrome 1 protein. Gene Ontology annotation, biological process: vesicle-mediated transport. Gene Ontology annotation, molecular function: guanyl-nucleotide exchange factor activity. Lineage: Eukaryota; Metazoa; Arthropoda; Insecta; Hymenoptera; Formicidae. Gene Ontology annotation, cellular component: BLOC-3 complex. The record is from RefSeq and is a predicted model, not a curated record.
GAAAUUGAUCGGAGUAUUGUGGUUGGAGUCAAUCGAAGACAUAAUAUCAAAACAUUCCAAACGUUUGAAUGAGAUAAACAAUAAGCAAUAUAUAAACAGUAUAGUAUUUAUAUGUUUAAUAGAAAUAAUCUGUCAAAAACGAAUUCUAUUUAUAUUGUAGAGAUAUACGUGACGAUCAUAUAUUAAGUAAUAGAAACGAGAUGAGAGCUAUAUUAAUAUUUGACCACUUGAAUGACGUGCUAUUUGUAAAAUGCAACAAAAAAUUUACAAAUCAUAUCUUAAAACUGGCGAGGACGCAGGGAUUACUUGAUGAUAAGGAUAUCACAGAUUUGGAAGAUUCUAUACCAAAUCCUAACAUUAUAAUGCAGUUGUUUUCACCAAUAAUUACUUCACAACAUGUAAUGGCUUCACAAUUUGGAAACUCCUAUACUUCCAUGAAGUUCCAAGAUGAAACUAACAUCGUAUUUGAUGAAUACAUUGGCUAUACUUUCAUGUAUAUUGCCAUGAAAGAAGUAGAAUUCAUGAAACGUACACUAGGAGUAUGUAUAUCCAUUGUACAACAUGUAUGUGGACCAGACGUUGCAACACUGAAAACUAAUUGGCAAAAGAUGCAUCUAGUAUCCUCUUUGUUGGACGCAUGGUCUAAUUUAAGAAACUGUGAACAAAGCAUAUUGACAGAGGCAGUAGAACAGUUGUCCGUAAAUGCAGAAGUAGCAUCUUCAGUUCUCAAGAUAUUGCACGAUGCCUAUGACAAGUUGAAGAGUUCACAGCCUGAAUUUAAUAAUGUACAUGUGCUGUUACUGGUGGGCUCCAAAUUCUUGUCACUUUAUUCUAGCAAAAAUGCUCAUGACCUAUUCGCAUCAGACAUCUUAUUGAUGAUUCUUCUGUGUUGGGUUGUGAAUAAAAAGCGGAAUCGUGAUCAAUCAGAAAGCAAUGAUGAUUGCUGUGAUAGUGAUAUCUUGUUACCAGAGAAUAAUACUUCCAAAAACGAUGAAACAAAACUAAGCUUUGGAAUUAAAUUAACCACUCCUACCUCAGAGGAUAUUACAGAUCUUUUCAGAGGUUCCAGGGAAUCUUCUAUGAAUGAAGGUUUUUCAUUCUUGAUUAAUGAUGAUCUAUACAGCCAGUUGCUUUUUCUUGGUUGUCAGCAUAACUAUACAGCCAAUACAGUUCACAUCUUUGAGUUGUCAGAUUCUAUUAACUUAAUAACAAUCAUCGAAGUCACAAAUCUUUCCAUUUCCUCAGGAUUAUGCGACAGUUUUCAUUAUUUAAAUCUGAUAAAUAAUCUGCAAUUUCAACGAGACUUAGAUGAAUUAAAGCCAUUUUUCGAGAAUCUUGAUAUAGCGAUUAAAAAAGUGUUGGAAGGAAUUAAAAAGAAUCGUUCUAACAUCGGAAACGAUGUCGAUAUGUGUCAAAAGAGAUUGCAGAACAAAUGGGACUUUGUCCGAAAAAAAUACAGUGAUCUUAUGCGCUUCAGAGAAGCCGAAGUAGUCUUACAAAUCGAAGCCAAUACUUCUGGCUUUGUAGAAACUCUAAAGGAAUUAUUGCGCCUGACCUGUUUCGACAGGAAUUUCCUGAAACAAGGAAUUGAUGUUUUAACGACGAUUGGCAGACUCGUGAGACAAAAAUUAAACGAUUUCACUGACUUCCUGAAAGUCAAAGCUCUGAAGAAUUUCACGUUAGGAUCUUCCCUAACAAUCAACAAAUAUCUUGAGGAAUUUCCAGGUCUAGUACAUUUCAUCUAUAUCGAUAGGACUACUCAUAGACUUGUGGCACCUACAUUAGAUUUCACAAGCAUGGAAACGCUCGCUCUUACAACGAAAAAAAUUUGGAAUAUGGUUGAGCAAAGCAGAAUGCAUUUACAAGAGGGUCAUCUAUCAGUUAUGUGGAAGGAUACUACAUUCAAUUAUUCAUACUUUCUCUGGUUUGAAGACAACUCCGGAUGUUCACCACCAAAAUGUAAAGUCUAUCUUAAUUAUAUCAUGAAAAAUUUUCCAAUACCAGGUAUACUUUGCGGAGAUUAUUACAGAAAACUAACUGAGACAUGUUUUCCAAAACUUUCACCGGAUAAAAUACGCAUCUACGAACUAUACUGCGUGCAUUUAGGACUAACUACAUCAAUUUGCGUCCUGGAACAUUCUCGCAGAUUGGCAGCCACUAUCUGGGAAGUUAUCGGAGUACCGAACAAUCUUGCGGAUAUAUUCUAAAACUGCAUUCCUCGAGUAAAAAUUUUUAAUUGAUUCUAUGAAAUUUUAACUUUUUAUUCUCUAAAUCUUCUGAAUUUCAAUAUUUCUUAUUUUUUUAACUUUGAAUGUCCAUAUACUUUCCAUAAAUUUUGAAUUUUCUUUUCGGAAGCUGAAGCUUGUUGCUUAAUAGUAUCUAAUAUCUAAUACGUAUUAAAAGACAUUCGAAUUUCUGUGAUAAGUUCUAGAUUCUUAUAUACUUCCACUAUCUUUGGAUACUUGUUUUUUAUAUUAUUUUUCUUUUUUUCUUUCGUUAAUUUUUAUAAGAUCAUUUUUAUCAAAAUUUUCAAAAAAUACAAUAAAAGUGCUUAAUUCCAAAUAUAUCUCAUUCUAAAUUUAAUAUUUUCAUAUUAAUCGAUAUAAAAUAAUACCAUCAAUAAUGACGACAAACGGGAAACUUUUAUUUAUUUAAAAUUGUUGCUUAUUGUUGUAAUGAAUAGGUCUAGUUCCAUUUGAUCAAUUAGAAUAUUCUUAGUUUUAUUAUUUAUUGUUAUUAGUUGUUUUAUUUAUACAACACAAAAUGAAAUAACAAUCAUUUUGCGCUUUUUAUUUACAAAAAUCUUUAGUAAUCAAUGUAUACUAACUGAAAACUUACAUAUUUUAUAAUGAAGCAUCUUCAACUUUAUACAGAUAUUUAAUGGCACAAUAAACAAUAUAAAGCAAAUGACAAACAUAAAACAUAAAAUAAAAAAAAA